CCUUAUAGAAAAAUAAUUCAAAAAUCGAAUGAAAAUGUUCAGACUUUAGAGGAAGAAAAAAAAUUUUUGUUCGCACAACUAGAUACUUCUCAGCAAAAAUAUGAAAAUCUAAAAAACUUUCUCAAAGAAAUCUUAGUUUCGCUUUCCAAAGAUAACCAGGAAGAAUUAGUAAAUGAGUUAAAUUCUGAGAUAGAAAACAGAAAAAAGAACGCUCCUUCUUUCUAUAGUACCGAAAUAAAAACCACAGAACUAACUUCCAAAAAAGAGUUAGUUGCAGCCAAGGCUCGAGCAGAAGCAAGACAGGGCAAAAUUCAAAAACUAAGUGAGUCAGUUGCCCAAACUCCUAUUUACAAAAAAACCAUUGAUUUUUUAAAAACCAAGUCAGUUUUUCUUAACGCUCGUAGGGAGACCAUUGAGGAAUUACAAGAAUGUGACGCCAUCGGCAAUAUGGGAGGAUCGAUCACUGAUGUAAUAACUUUUGGUAUUCCGAAAGCAGUAGGAGAAGUAAUCGUAGCGGGUAACAAUUUCUCCAAAAUAGUAAUUGCCGAAAAAGGCAAUAAAGAAUUUCAAAUUUCUCUAUCCGACGAAAAAGAAUUAGAGCGUCUUAAUCAGAUUUAUGAUUCUUUAAUCGAACUUAUUCAAGAAAAUGAGGAAGUUAAUAAUCUCCUAGGCUUGAAAACUAGACGACUAAGAGACGGAAAGGCCAAGUUAUUUGAGAAAAAAUAUGAAAUCUUUGAUAUUCUCAUUAAUGACGGGAUUGUUCGUUUAGGUGAUACGGUUGAAAGGCAAGAAAAAUUAGUUUCUCUACGCAAGGAAUUAUUGGCAAUUGCUUUUAGACAUGGCCAUAAAGAAUUUGAAACUGAAUUAGAUAGUCUUUGUCAAGCCCAAAUUGAUUUAACUAAAUCACAAAUAGAGUUAGAAGAUUUACAAAAUCAACAACAAGAAACCCAAAUCCUUAGUCCAACUUUGCCUAAACAAAUUAAUUGGGAUAAUUAA
Molecule: messenger RNA, 996 nt
Organism: Racocetra persica
Lineage: Eukaryota; Fungi; Glomeromycota; Glomeromycetes; Diversisporales; Gigasporaceae
Source: the annotation of a GenBank genome assembly